Molecule: messenger RNA, 3216 nt
Organism: Monosiga brevicollis MX1
Lineage: Eukaryota; Choanoflagellata; Craspedida; Salpingoecidae
Exons: 19
Coding region: 1-3216 (1071 amino acids)
Biological process (GO): Golgi to plasma membrane protein transport
Cellular component (GO): trans-Golgi network
Source: RefSeq, a predicted model, not a curated record
AUGCAACUUCGCAUGGAACCAUCACACAAGUAUGGCCAGGAGGAAACCCACUCGAGGAACGUAAGAUGCGAAGAAGGCAGCGCUUCAGCAAAGGCUAGGGCCCCUUGGGUGCCAAUCUGGUUCGACCCCAAACUACACAGCAAACAACAGGAAACACUGAGCAUCAAGGGGGAGGUGCAGCACGGCAUCGUGCGCCGCCUGCACGGGCAUGCUAAAGCGAUGGCUAUACACACUCGAGAUGCUCAAGUCGAGCGUCUUGCGCCGCAUAUUGUGCCAGCGCUGCAGCCCCAGCGUCUGCAAUGUGAUUGCCCCACAGUCUACAAGAGCUACAAACCAGAGGUGUUGAACCGAGCCAUUGGCGCCCAGCGCCUGCGCAAUCUUGAGCUGCGCCGCCUCACUCAGAGAAUCCAUCACCUCGCAACGCAAAUUGAGCAGCAGCAGCAGCAGCAGCAGCAGCAGCAGCAGCAGCAGCAGCAGCAGCAGGAGCAGGAGCAGGAGCAGGAGCAGGAGCAGGAGCAGCAGCAGCAGCAGGAGGAGAAGCAGCAGCAGGAGCAGCAGCAGGAGGGGGGGAGGAGGCGUCAAUGCGCACUGGUCAAGCCGACUCUUGUUGAUUGGAUGGAAGCUGCCCUACAAUCAGGCAUCAGUUGCCUGGUUCAACAGUUGAGUCGCCGCCUGAACAACGGUAGCCUAUCCCUGCAACCCAACAGCCGUGGUGGCGCCGGGAGCAGCAGUUUGCGCGGCAGUGAAGAAGGAGUGGUGCUUGAUGGCACCGGUGCAACGCACUAUGCCUCACGAUCUGGCAGCGGCUUGCCCCGUGCUCUCAAGCGCCAAGUUGACCACCUAGCUGAUCGCCUGGCCUCGAGUGAGCCCCCACAGGCCAGCCUCGGCGAACGCCAGCUGGUCGAGUGCGUCAUGCAACUCGUGGAGCAACACGCAGAGCAGCACGUCAAGCGGCCCGUGGCCGGACAAGUGGCGACAACGGCCACUGAGCAUCUUGCGAGUCAGCGGUGGCAGCGAUUCGAGCAAGAACUUUUGGACAAAGCCUCUGUCGUUGUGGACAGCAUGUUAUCCGACGACGGCUACGACUUGGCGCGGACUGGCCGAUCCAGCCCCUCUUACAUCGCGCCACCCACCAUUCUCUCGAGUUCUGACCGCGUUCUUGACGAUUUUGAGGCAGAUGAUUACUUUAACAUGAUUCCUGGACCCGAAUCCAUGACUCAGCUGAUGUAUCGCCUUCGGGCCCCCAGCGUCGAGACUCGCUGCAAGGCCUUGAUCGAGGUGGCAGAGAUUGCACCCGCCGAGCUGCGCCUGCACGACGAAUGGCCAGCCAUUGAGGAAUGUCUCUGGUGUCCUGACCUUGGUCUUGCGGUAUCUACAGCGGUGUGUCAUGCCUUGCUUGUGCUCAACCGUUUUAGUGGGGUCCAAACCACCUCAUCGUCUGAUUUUGUCCUGUUCCUCGGCGUGAUGCAAUUUGUACACCAGCUGCUCGUGGCCAUCCCCACGCGGUGCUUUCGCGUUCCGAAUCGCGAGUUAAUGGAAGUGUGCCACCACACGCUACGCAUGUGUGCCGUUCGCAUACAUCUUCCCGGAAACGACACAUCCUGCGCGAUGCUUGCGUUCCUGGGUCUUUUCGACGCCCAGGCCUCGUGGUUUGCUAGUUGGAGCCGAUCUUUGGCUCUGCGACAGGCCUUUACUUCUGCUCUCAGCGCAGAGCCGAGUUUCUCCGUUUGUUUGCAAGAGGCACUGGCCUCUAAGACAUGGCAGCUAUUACCGGACAAGCAAAGCAGCACAACCUACACCUUGACCCAACUGAAUUAUAUCUCCCAAGUUCAUGUCACACAUAUGAUCAGCCUCAUGGCCUUGCGGCUAGAGCUGCGUGAAUACCUCCGUACUCAUAGAGGCGAGCGGCGCAUGGCCAUGGCGCACCAUCUACUUACAGCAGCACUGCGCAUGGUAAACCAUGAUGGUGCUAGCCUCGAGUUUCUGAUCGAGACGAAGCUACCGCGUGCUUUGUUGGGCUUGCUGCAAACACCGGAUUGCCAAAGUCUGGCCACAGAUUUUCCUGCCGUCUGGAAUCACAUGGCUGAACUGGUCGCAGCCUUGGCCGCAACCACCGCAGGCGCGAAGUUUCUUGCCGAGGCCUCAACAGAUACCAGCGAUGCUUUCCCCAGUCUGGCACUGGGUCCGGUGUUGGAGACUUUGGCCCUGAACGAAGUUCGCGGAGCCAAGGCACUCAGCCCCAACACUCGCGCCACUUGGCUAUCGGCAGUUCGCCAAAUGCUUCUGAAUGCUCCGACCUCCAAAGCCGUUUUGGCGCACCGCCAACGCUUCUCCAAUCGUCUGCUUGAUGACCUUGGCGCGCCUGGCACACAACCUGACGAAGUCCUUCUGGAUACGGUCGUAAAUAUGAUGACCACACCAGCCAUCAUCGCCCGGGUUUUGCAUCGGCCCGUGGCUCAGCCAUGUCUGUCUUGGCUCAUCCCGCGCUUUCGUAGUCGACUCCAGAUCUCGCGACAUGAGCGAUAUGGCUAUGGUCUCAUUGUCAGCGAGCUCUUCAGCUCGCAUCGGGGCGUCCAGGUGCUGACGCAAGUCAAGUUUUGUUCUGAUCUAGUGCAGGACUUUUACACGGCCAUUCAGACAGUCAAUGACUGUCCCUUACCGGAGUGGGUUCCCGAGUCGGACGCAGGCGUGCAGCGCACAUUUGAUUAUGCUUGCAAGGCGUACGGCAACCUCACCAAGCGUCGUCGUCUGCUGCCAAUUGCAAAGUGCAUGACUACGGUGCCUUUCGUUCAAGACGUGUGCUCUCGCGGGCAUCACGCCAUUCUCCAGCUUCUUGAGCAUCUGCUCGACGACAAACUUGAUUGCAGCGAUGAGGGUCUACUGGUGCUGUUUGAGUACUUGCAAAUGGCCAGUACUUCGCUCAGCAAUCUCGUGCUGCUGAACGCUGCGAUUCGAUUGAAGGCUCGAAUGCAAGCUGUUGUACGCCGCCAUCGCUCCGUCUUGACUGCCACUUCGGGCUUGAUGCAACAUAUCGAGGCGCACAGUCUUGAUCCACUUGGGCUUGAGAAGCGCAUGGCACAAGUGACCGCUUCAGAGGCAGCCCAGCGUCACGCUGUUGACUUACUGUCCCAACUGACGGAUAGCAAAGACAGGAGCACAUUGUUUGACGUAAGCCAUCUUGACUUUGGCAUGGGUUCCGCCUGUGCACCCAUUUGA